CUGAAAUCAAUAUCCGUGUGCCACUCAAAUUGCCUGAAAAGUGCUAAAUGAGCAAAUUACAAGAGAAAACAAGGAAAUAAUAUUAACCCGUCCAAUGUAAAUGUGUCAAAAGUUGCGUUAUUUCUGUCAAAUCGGAAAGUUUUCAAAUUUUCGGCUCACGCUGCGUAUGUUUAGUUUUCGAUGUGUUGUGGCCAAGCAAUUGCCUUUUAACAGUUCUGGUGAUUGGACGGAAGUUUUUUAAUAGACUGAAGUGUGGUCAAUACAACCUUCUGUUGAUAUGUAUGCCUACUUACAAAACACUGUCAAUCUAUUUUGCCCAUUUCGUCUUUCCGGAGGCAGAGAGGAAAUGCGUCUUGAAUGCUAUUAGUUAUUCGUAGCACGUUCAGAUACAAUUGUCAUAAAUUCAUUAGAUCGUUUUGCUCCAGAUGAUUAAGGGCUCCAAGGCAGACUUUGCGUGCAAUCGCCGGAAAAAUUUUCGCCCCGCUGCUUCGCCGUCACCGCCUUCAAAGACCUGAAUGGGCAAUUCAAUACUUGAGUUUAGCUGUGUCACUUUUUUCCGUCCCAGCUGAGUUAGCUAAUUAAUUCGUGUUCGAGUAUCUAUUUAAUCUGUUGAAAUAAUAUUUAUAUGGAGCUCGUACUAGCUUAAACUAAACAUCUCAACCAGCGUGAAGCUAAAUUACGAAUGUGUCUGGCGCUGGGAUUUCGCCAACAUAGAGUUCUCUUGUAGACCUUACUUGGACAUUCCCAUUGGCGUAAUUUUAUCCUUUUCUCGUGUGAAAACAAAUCCAGAUAGGUCGAACUUGAAUGUAAUAGGUCUAAAAACUCUAUUCUUGUUUUGCCUAUUUGUUUUGAUUGAAGUUGUGUCUAACAGGAAGUAAUUAGCCCCUCGGGUGAGAACGGAUUAAAUUGCUUGUUCGAGCUGAUUCCUCUUCGUCGCUUUUAGCUCCUUUUCUGCUGACUUAUUUCGAUGGAAAAUUUAUAAAAUAUCCACACCCCUGCGCAGCUUGGCGAAUUGUGGACGAAAACAAAGCAGAAAGGUUCCGUUCUUUAUGUAUUCCUCAUUCGGGAUCCUUCAAGUUAAUCUUAAGACUAGCAUCUUUAUUCUGUGCGAAGAUUACCCUUGAAAAUAAUCACCCUUCUUGGUGAUAGCUCUGUAUUCUAUCGAGAAUACAAAAAAAUCGAUCUCGAAAUAGCUGCUUUCGAUGAUCAACUGAUUAAAGCCCUUGUGUGAACUAUUCACUUCUUUGUACGCUUUAUUUUGGUGCGCUCCCGCGCUUUUUCCCAUCUGUUACCGCGAAAUAUUUCCGUUUAAAAACAGAAAACAAGUUUUGGACUGGUGCGUGCUCGAUUGAAACGUUUCAUGCCACGCAGGCACUACUUUAUUUCUGUCAGUGAAGUCUAUCCGUCUUAAUCUAGCACUAUCGCAUUGCGAGGCAACGUGAGUGACAAACUUUGAAAUGCAAUCAUCACUAGGUCAGGAAUGUCUGUCGUUGCUAUGGUUUGACAAGUAUCUUUGCUUUGAUCAUUCAUCUUUCAGCGUCGCGACCCCAGGAACGGUGCGCUUGAUUUGACUCAAAUUAAUAAUAUUCUAUUAUCUAUUUUCAUCCCGUCUUAAUUGCUAGCUUAUUUGAGCGAUAAUUACUGGCUGGGCGAGCAUAAAACUCUGAGAGCGACCAGUGGUGUUGCCAUUCGAAGGGAGUUAGACAGGCGAAGCACUUGACAUCAUACCGUGAACAUUCCGCGAGAGAGAUUUUUACCGUCAUGGCCGACAACAACUCUACAAGAGAUACAGACUCCGUGUGUUCGGAACCUACGCUUCCUUUAUUCAAGCUUUACACUACGUUUCUCGUGUUAAUCAUGUUGGCCACAAUAUUUGGGAACGUUCUGGUGAUAACCGCGGUUUAUCUCUACCAUCGCUUGCGCCGAAUGACUAAUUUCUUCAUCAUCUCUCUGGCCAUUUCCGACCUGUUCGUAGCACUGAUUCACCUACCGCUUCGCAUCGACCAGAGCGUGCAUAACAACAACUGGUGCUUCGACAAAGCACCCGGUGUUGUGACGACUUGUGCCUACUGGAUCGUGAUGGACACUGUGUUUAGUAGCGCAUCAAUUUGUAAUCUAGUCGUGAUCUCGAUUGAUCGCUUUCUAGCUAUCACCAAACCCUUCCAUUACCAGAGGAGGAUGACGAAAAAAGUCGGCUUCUCGCUGAUUGCGUUCGUUUGGGUAUACGCGAUGUUGUGGGGCGCUCUGAGCUUGAUCGACUGGACAGCCGGCCCGAGAAAGAACCCUCACAUCAGUGUCGAAUGGAGCCCAUCAAACGAGCGAACUUGCGGCAAAAAUGACAAAAUUUACUACACUGUGGCUAUGGCCGUUGCUUUCUUUUUGCCUCUGCUAAUAGUCAUCGUAACUUACUCUUGUGUGUUUCGCGUGGCGUUUAUUCAAGCGAAAGCGGUGGCGUCGCUUGAUCCGACCAAGGGAAAGAGGCACAUUUUGCGCGAACUGAAGGCAACCAAAACUAUUGCUGUUGUUAUUGGAGUGUUUAUUGUGUGCUGGCUACCGUCUUUUAUUCUUAUUGUGAUGAGUUUGUGGUGCACGCAGUGCUUCGUUCCGUUCAUAACGAACAGAGCGCUGUCCUACGCCAUAAGAAUCACGUUUAUCUUCGUGCUGCCCGUCAUGAACAGCUCGCUAAACCCGUUGAUUUACACGCUGUUCAACAAGGAAUUCCGCUCCGCAUUCAGCCGUAUGCUGUGCAGGAAUAGAGAUGCCUCACGGAGUGACGCCAUGGAUGAAGUCUCCGUUACUGAGGCCACAGGCGCUAGAAUGAGUACUACCAGGAGCAGUGGACGAAAAUCUUGGAUAAGCAUGAACGGAAGAGACAAGAGGCCGAGUUAGGGUCGGCCGACGCGCCGAGGCAAACCGUGAGAUUCUUGCGGAAUCAAAGGCCAAGUAUCGGCUAAUCGGCUGAAAUCUUGAACGACAUGUCAUCAAAGAAGGGAUUUGAAAUUGAAAAAACUAAAGUAAUUCCAAACAUUUUGACAGGAAGACAAAACCAUACUAUUCGGCCGUUGCCGCCAAAUUCGUUUUCCCGCGGGCUUUUCGACCGUCUUUACAAAUGCUAGAUAUACACUGAUGUGGGUUAAAAGUAUUAAUUUUAAUCUCGGUCAUCUAGGAAUCCUUGCAAAGACGUGGCUGUUCGCGAUAAGUUUAAAAUUUGUCGCAAAGUUUUCAUUCGGUGACUUCAAAGUCGUUCCAAUUCAAAUAAACCAAGUUUUUUUCUCGAAAAAAUAAACCGAAGUAUAAAAAAUCCCACGGGAAUUGAAACAAUCUCUUCGUUUAUUGUAGUUUUUGUUUUGUCAAGGAGAAUAUGUUGUCGUGAGUAGCGUGAAAUUGUGGCAACAAAGCUCCAAUACGCAAUUUGAAUACGAAACAACCGGUAUUGUUUCAAACGAACAAGUAUACACACAUAACUUUGAUAUGAUUGGAACGGUUUCGUGACAUUACAUCUUUAGAGGUAUAACAAACGAUAGUUUCCUCGAAUAUUGCCACAAGACGCAAAAUCGAAUUGCAAUUGAUUUGUAUAUUUGAACGAAAAUAAUGAGGGCACCUUGUGGCUGUGGUAUAUUUAGCCCUAGCUGUGUACCUUUUCAGACUGUAGAUAAAACUUCUCGAUUGAGAAUUACGAUAAGAUAUGUUAAUUACUAGUGCAUUUUAUUUUAUCUUAGCUAGAUAACUAACGAUAGAUGUUGUUCAGUUCCAAAAAAAUCGCGUAUCUUUGUAAAUUCAGCUGUAGAAGUCGGCGGAAGUUUCUCCAGUCAUGAUCACCUAGAUCUGUUAAUACACUGGCUUAUUACUUUGUAACAGCAUAAUCGUCUCGCAGGCUUUGACACCGCGUUUCUACAGUAAAACAACAGAUAGCUUGCUCAGUUCGGUUUGUAAAGAAUACAUAAUUUACCUAUUUGAUAAGAUUAUAAGCUUGGAAGCUUUUUAAAUUUGCCUUCGAGUCUGAUGGCCCCAGGGAUUUUUGUCUGUGUAAUUUGCAGCUGUUUGUAAAACUCUAAAGCGUUAAAAAAUAAAGUUCAACUUGACCGCGUUGUUUCAUCUUUUUUAUGAGUUUUUAACGCAAAGAUUCUAACAAGAGAAACCGCCUGGUGGGUAGAAAAGAAAUGGAUUUAAUGUGUCACACUGAGAGAUUUAUUUCCUUUAUAGAGAAGCAAUAUGCAAAAUGUGGUUUGGUAGAACAUUUUGUUUUGCGCCGGCAAUAGUCGCAAAUUGAAAACGGUACUUGCAAGAAUACGUUCUAAAGCCGUUCUGACGAAAGCUGCUUUCCUCUGGAGAUAAACAAACAGGAAAAACAUGUCUUGUGCUCUACUGCAAUAAAACUGCUGUUUUUUUUUCAAAAGUUUGAAAAGCAUCUGCUAACAAGGGUCUUGUUUUUAGUAGAUUUGACAGAGAUGAUUAUCACGGCUUUCGACCAUUACUAUAGCAACGUCUUUCAAGGCUUCUUUUGGCGACAGAAAAACUGGGUAAUUCUGCUGUGUUUGGCAGUCCGAGAAGGAUCCAUCAUUUUUGCCUGACAUGACAAACAUCCCAUUUAUUUCAACGCUUGGGAGUUUCGAUAACUUGAAAUAUAUAACCCGCAACGACUUAUCAAAGGUCGUAUUGUACCCAAUAAUGGAAGAUUUAUAACAAAAGUACUUCUAAGAGAAACCGAGGCCCCCCGUUUAUUCAGUUCAAAUUGUUUUUGCUUUCUUCCUUUCAUUCGUCCUUGAUCGAAGCUAAUUAUUCAAUAAUACCUCCUCAAGAACCAUGGGAACACAAAACGUCCAUCAGAAAUAUGUCAUUUGUAUAAUGAAAUAUACUUUAACACUUUUGAGUCCGUCGUCGGUACAAUGAUUGUAUAUGUAUAUGUGGAUUGUUCCCAAUAGCAAUUUUUUUAAACCAAUUUCCUCCUUAAUGGUGGCAAUAAAGUAAAAAGUCAAACCGCAAGAAUGACGACAAUACAUUGUUUAUUUGACAUCGAUUUGAUAUUUCACGAUCAGUCUUCAAGGACUUUAUUAGAAUAACAUUUGUUGUCAUGGCGCCCUCAGGACAAUCACUCCAAAUGGGUCCUUUGUGUCGCUGUUUUUAAAGAACGCCAAAAUUUAAUUACAAAAUACAAACAGCUUCCUCUAAGCUAUUGACGUAAACUGUUAGCUUAUAAGGGCCAACUUAAGAAUGUGACGUCGAAAUAAAAGCUUUUGCUUGCGUUUCUGAUGCCCCUCCCAUACGCUAACUUUUGUUACUUAAGCUACAGGGUUUACAGUGAGUUGACAGCUUGAUUACCGUGCAAGCAUUCCUUAUGAUCGCGCUUGAUCGAAAGGUCUUAAGAGAUGUCGCUUUUAAUUUGCGUGCCCUUUUAUUAACCUUAUUUCUUGCGAAAUCUGUUUACUUUGCUGGCGUGCGUGUGUUUACAUUAAGCUUCGAAUUCCAUUUUGGACCUCACGAAGACUGCAUCCAAUAAAUACCGUGUCCGAAUUGGUCAAAAUUGUUUUCAAAAUCACCACCAACCUUGCGCUAAAACCCUUAAAGAAUUUUACAUUACAGUUCCAAAUUGAAAAGUAAUUUUUGUUGCUGCCCUCUAGAAUUCUCGCAGAAUGCCUAAUAUGUUCCCCAAUUAGAUGGAAAAUUAAUUACAGUUGCGUUGUUUGCCCAGUGUGACUCCUGAAAUGAAAUCACUUUGUUUCGAAGUUUCGUCAUUACCUCUGAAAAUAGAUCUUUGCUGCAAUAUGUUUUAACGUUUGUUCCAGUGUCAUGUUUAAAUUGUUUGUAAAACUCGAAUUCAACAAGGUUCGUGUUCCCAAGCUGUUUUUGUUACGGUGAAUUAUGGUGCACGCCGUUUAAACCGAAAGAAAAAUAGGUUAUUAUUUCAGCAGAUGUGUCGCAGAUUUUUGAGAUUAAUGCUACCGAUGUUUGCAUUGCAAAAUUGCAAUAGAUCCGCCCAGCGCUUCUGCAGGAUAAUUUUUCAUAAAAGUGUCAUAUUCGUUCCCUUGAUAAAAAAAGAUGUCAUUCGAAAUGUUUGUGAAGUUUUUCCAUUGUAGAUCCUUUGAUCCGUCUUUUCAGUUACUAAUCCUUGUACAAUCGCUCUCUAAUACAAAUCCUUCCCGUUUAAUCUGCUAGGGCCUUUCAACGAGUUUGAUCUUUGUAUGUGUAUCUCAGCGGAGUAAAUCGGUUUACGUCGCGACCCUUCUGUCGAUUGUAUACUGAUACUUUGUCUACUUUGCCGCCAAGGUCGCUUAAAAUGUUUUUGUCGUUUUUUCAAGAACAAGCAACUGCUCGUAUUUCAUGUAAUUUACUCAACGCCUUAGUUAAUGAGACCAUUCCACCGGCUUUCGGUGGCUUUUUUAAACAUUCCAAAUUUUUCUACCUUAUGGUCUACGGAGAACAGGACGAGCUAAGUGGAAAUUUCCUGACUUUUGUGUAUAAAUUGUUUUUAAUCAUUCUAUUUUUGUAACCAGCGGCGUUUUAGUCUGUCCAUUUACCACUUUGAAUCGAAACUCAAGUAAGUAAAGUGGUUUUAUUAGAGUGGACAAUUAAGAUUGCUUAUGCAGUACAAUUACUUGGUUUUAUCAUAGCAACUUCACUUUCUUGGCAUUUCUUGUAGUAUUUGAUGAUUUACUGAUAAUGUCUUAGCUGAUCAAUUCAUGUAUUCUUACGGACUACGCCACAGUACUUAACGUUUUAUGGAUAUUUGGAGGAGACUUUGGCUAUUCAUCACAACAGCGUUGUUACGUGCUAUAAACCCAACGUUGUAGGAAGUAUUGUUCACGUCGGUGCUGUGUGAUCUCCUCAAUAAAAUAAAUUUAUCGAAAAUUAAAUUUAGUCUGGCAAACUUGUAGAUACGUUAAAUUGAUGGCAUCUGUAAUUAACUCUAAGAAAAUCUACAUAUGAAGCUCUCCCAUGUAAUGAUUGUAGAAGAAGAUAUGAGCGUUGAAUAUUAAAUGAGAUAUCUCUUGCUGCC
Messenger RNA from Orbicella faveolata, 6994 nucleotides. Its product is annotated as dopamine receptor D1-like. Gene Ontology annotation, biological process: adenylate cyclase-activating adrenergic receptor signaling pathway; positive regulation of MAPK cascade. NCBI's taxonomy places the organism in Eukaryota, Metazoa, Cnidaria, Anthozoa, Scleractinia, Merulinidae. Gene Ontology annotation, molecular function: G protein-coupled receptor activity. The record is from RefSeq and is a predicted model, not a curated record. Gene Ontology annotation, cellular component: plasma membrane.